Aspergillus aculeatus ATCC 16872 is the source of this 2391-nucleotide messenger RNA. RefSeq lists its product as uncharacterized. Gene Ontology annotation, biological process: transmembrane transport. Bases 1 to 2391 code for a protein of 796 amino acids. Gene Ontology annotation, cellular component: membrane. The transcript has 11 exons. Gene Ontology annotation, molecular function: transmembrane transporter activity. The record is from RefSeq and is a predicted model, not a curated record. NCBI's taxonomy places the organism in Eukaryota, Fungi, Ascomycota, Eurotiomycetes, Eurotiales, Aspergillaceae.
AUGACAGACACCAAAGAGGAAAAGCUGGCCGCCGUCGACUACGGCCUCGGCGAUCUGCACGAUGACUUAGCCUUGUUGCGUCGGAUCGACUGGCGCAUCCUGCCGACCAUGUUCUUGACCUACUUGCUGCAGUUUCUGGACAAGGUGGCUUUGAAUUAUGCCAACGUGAUGGGGAUGCAGGAUGAUCUCGGGAUGCAGGGCAAUGACUUCUCCUGGCUGGCUACGGGGUUCUUCAUCGCUUAUGCCGUUGCUGAGAUACCUCAGGGCUUCCUGCUGCAACGAUACCCGGUUACCAAGGUUCUCGGAGUCAAUAUUCUCUGCUGGGGAGUGCUCUUGUGCUGCUCGGCUGCGGCGCAGAAUUUCGCCGGGAUGAUGUCGCUGAGAGUGCUUCUCGGUGCGCUGGAGGCGGUCAUCGCCCCCGCCCUGACUAUGUAUACCAGCAUGUGGUACACGCGAGCCGAGUCGACCCCGCGAUAUGGCCUCUGGUACUGCGGUCUGGGCACCGGCCAGAUAGUAGGCGGGCUGAUCUCCUUCGCGGCGCAGCAUACCUCGCCCACGCUCGCCUUUCAUGGGUGGCGGAUCAUGUUCGUGGCCAUUGGGGGAGUGAACAUCCUCGCGGCGCUGCUGGUCCUCCUCGUACUCCCGGCCACUCCGGCGGCAGCGGGGUUCCUGAGCCCCAGCGACAAGGACCGUGUGGCGCAGCGGCUGCAGCAGGAGCAGGCCGGUGGUACAGAGGGUGAGAAGGGCUUGCACCCGAGUUCGUUCCUGGAAGCAUUCGGAGAUUUGCAAACGGCCCUGCUCGUCCUCCUGACCAUCCUGAUCACCAUCCCAGCGGCCGCCCUGCUGAACAUGCCCUCCGGGGUGAUCAGCAUUGUGGCGACCAUGGGAUCGACCCUGGCUAUUGCCCGAGGCUACUCCCGGUGGCUGGCGAUCAACCUCCUCCUGCUGCCCACCUUGCUGGGCGCGUGUUUGAUGUCUUUCCUGCCAUCUUCAAAUCAGGCCGGUUGUCUGGCGGGUAUAUAUCUGGUGAACACGACCGUCGCGCCGCUAGCUCUGAUUUUCGCAUGGACCGGUGCGAACUACAAGGGCUACAGUAUGAAGGUGGCGGGGAGUACACUCGUCUCGGCCGGGUUCAGCAUCGCCAACAUCAUCGGCCCGCAGACCUUUCAAGCCCGCGACGCUCCAGGGUACAUUCCCGCCAAGAUCACGAUCGUCGCCGUCAAUGCCGGUGCCAUUGUCAUUUCCACCACGCUGCGGGUGGUGUACGGCCGUCGGAACGCGCGGGCAGAGCGAAUGGGUCAGGCUGCCGGCAGUCACAUUGAGCGACAUCCUAAGCCUUCUACAAUCCAAAUGCUCACCCUAGUCACCGGAGCCAACGGCUUCAUCGCCGCGCACUGCAUCGCCGCCCUGCUGCGCGCCGGCCACUCCGUCCGUGGCACAGUGCGCACCCCCGAGAAAGCCAGUGCCACUGUAGCUGCCUUGCUCGCCGCCGGGGUCGCCUCGCUGGACUGCCUGGAAAUCGUCGUGGUCGCCGAUCCCACCGACCUGCAGCAAUUCGCUCCCGCGGUGGCAGGCUGCGACGCCAUCCUACACCUCGCCUCGGCCUUCACCUACGACGCGCAACCGGGGCAAUUCGAGCAGCGACUCCUACUCCCUGCAAUCCAGGGCACGACCGUUGCGUGUGAGGCGGCACACCGUUGUCCGACCGUACGGAAGUUAGUUAUCAUGUCCUCGUUCGCGGCCGUCUACGACGCGGCGCAGGGCUUGCAGCCUGGACGGGUGUAUACGGAGGAGGACUGGAGUCCGUUAGGGUAUGAGGAGGGGCGGGACACGGACAAUGUGGCCAUCGCAUACCGCGCAUCCAAGGUCCUCGCCGAACGGGCCGCCUGGAAAUACAUCAAAGAGCAUGCGGUAGACUUCCAGCUGGUGACGCUCUGUCCAGGAAUGGUAUUCGGAGAGAUGAUCCAUCCGAUCGCCUCGCUGGCGCAGCUGAACGCCAGUAAUCGGAUCGUCUGGGAGGUGGCGCAGGGGGGACGAGAUGCACUCCCGCCAACCAAGGCUCCGGUCUGGGUAGAUGUGCAGGACCUGGCUGGAAUUUGUCUCCGCGCGUUGACGACAGCCCUCCCCUCGCACCAACGGUUUCUGGUCACCGAAGGCGCGUACGACACGCAGGAGAUCGCGGAUGUGCUGCGCGAGGCCAUUCCCGCCGCCCGAGAGCGAAUGGCGCUGGGGAGUCCGGGGCACCGGAUACGAGACACCCAUUACGCUUGCGAUGCUAGGAAGGUGAAGCAGAUGCUCGGGGUCCAGCUUAGGGGUUUGCGCGAGUCGAUUGUUCCUUUGGUUGAGCAAUUGUAUGCGAUGGAAGCUGCUCAGGGGGAUUUGGAACCAUAG